CGCAGCACAAAAUAAUCCUGAAACAUUUCAUCGUUCCCUGACCCUGCGUCCAUAUCCUAUAUUCGUCCCUGUUCCUGAUAACAUUGCAUCAUCCGACUACAUCAUCGGCUUUUCGUCCGCUCCGCUAGCGAUGGUGCAAGUACAUAGACCACCCCCACGGCACCUCAGCAAAAUGCGCGUGAAAUCAGCCCAGGCAGACAACUAGCUGUCACAUGGCUACCUGUGUUGGUCGCGUGAAGAGUUCCAAUAAGUUCUCGUGUUUGCCUGGCGCUGGUGCUUGCUCUUAAACGCCCUCUUCCCCACUCUUCUUUCCGCCUCAUGCCCGUUCCUCGUUGUUCUAGAUUCCAGUAUCAAAACUCUGGGUUCUACUUUUUCCCCAAACACAGCCAUGGCCAAAGAUGCAGUCCUACCAACCUCUCUCCCAGGCGAGAUUAACGCAGCAACUCGAACCCUCCACUCAACCCUCAACUGCCUCAUAACCACGCGCCUACCGCUCGCCCUCCCGCCUCACACUCCAACACCCUCCGUCUACACAGCCGGGCUCCUCCACUUCGCGCACAUCUACCUAACCCUUGAAUCUCUAUGGACUGAUCUCCUCCCCUCACCCUCAGACCCGCCAACCUCCCCACUGCUCUCCUUCCUCCUCGUGAACCCUUACGACGCGCCGGAAUUAUUCUCCUCUCCACCCUCUCCUGUUAUGUUGCGCUUCCUACAACACCUCCGACCACGAGGCUUGGCUAGAUCGACGCGACUGAAACGCGAUUUGGAAUUCUUGACGGGCCUGCAUCCGACGGAUUUGAGUGUACUGUUGGCGCAGUAUCCAGGGGAGAAAGUGCAGGAAUAUUGCAUACAUAUUCGGAGAAUGGUGAAGGCGAAACCGCAUUUGUUAGUUGCGUAUGCGUGGUGUUAUUACAUGGCUGUGUUCUCUGGCGGACGGUGGAUACGAAGCGAGCUGCUGAAGUGCGGGGAGGAGUUUUGGCGGAGCGCGAGGGAGCAGGAUGCAGAGAAAGCUGAAGUUGAAGCCGAGCCGGAGCGCGUAGGCCUUCUAGAGAGGGGUCUAUCAUUCUGGAAUUUCGACGGUGCGCACGACGGCGAAGAUAUCAAAGCGGAAUUCAAGCGGCGGUUAGCGGGCGCAGAGGACUUUUUCACGCCCGACGAGCGCGUCGACAUCAUCGAAGAAGCAAAGAACAUCUUCAAAUACAGUGCCAGCCUCGUCCAAGAACUUGAUGAGAAAAUAGGUACGGAUGCGGCGAAGCUAGCGCAGGUCGGGCACGUGGACUCAGGCACCCUUCGCGCAAAUGACAAAAUGAAAGUGGCUGAGAAGGUCAUUAACCCUAAUAUGUCUCAGUCGGCUGUCACAUGGCUUCGAAGACCAGAGAUCACCGGUGUGUUUGUAGCUUUGGGAUGUCUAGCUUGUGUGGCUUUGCUCAGGUUGGAUCCGCGUAGUGCUUCGUGAGUGUGUGCCGACGGCAUAUUUGGGCGUGGGCAUAGGAUUGGCGUUUUUCAAAUAUAGAGCGUAGAGUUUGGGUUGGGUAUGGGUUGAGUGGAUGGUACAUAUAGAAGAUACCCAGUAGACUACUUUUU
Molecule: messenger RNA, 1584 nt
Organism: Lindgomyces ingoldianus
Lineage: Eukaryota; Fungi; Ascomycota; Dothideomycetes; Pleosporales; Lindgomycetaceae
Product: heme oxygenase-like protein
Exons: 2
Coding region: 389-1456 (355 amino acids)
Biological process (GO): heme oxidation
Molecular function (GO): heme oxygenase (decyclizing) activity
Source: RefSeq, a predicted model, not a curated record